UAUCACAAGCGGGGCCAUGGUGAGCCGACUUGCCAGGGCCGCGCUGCUGCUCCUGGCAGUUCCCGGGUGCGCUGCUGGCGUUCAGCAGGCCUCGGCGUCCGAGGGGGAGGCGUCGGAGAGGCCGGUGGCGCUUGCCGGGGCCGCGGUGCAGCCGCUGGCGCCCUUCGGCGAGGCAGCGGCGGGGGAGCGCGCGGGCAGGAGAGCAGCGGCGCGAGCGCGGCCGGCGGUGAGCAGGAGAUCGGGCGCGGAGCCCGUCGCUGUUGACUGUAAGCGUGGACGACCAGACGCAGCACAUGUACGACGCGAAGCACUCGUACGUGCGCGGUGGGCCGCCGCUUAA
Messenger RNA from Prorocentrum cordatum, 340 nucleotides. The record is from the annotation of a GenBank genome assembly. NCBI's taxonomy places the organism in Eukaryota, Dinophyceae, Prorocentrales, Prorocentraceae.